Capronia coronata CBS 617.96 is the source of this 1101-nucleotide messenger RNA. RefSeq lists its product as uncharacterized. Lineage: Eukaryota; Fungi; Ascomycota; Eurotiomycetes; Chaetothyriales; Herpotrichiellaceae. The record is from RefSeq and is a predicted model, not a curated record. The transcript is spliced from 2 exons. The coding region runs from base 1 to 1101 and encodes 366 amino acids. Gene Ontology annotation, cellular component: mitochondrion. Gene Ontology annotation, biological process: mitochondrial proton-transporting ATP synthase complex assembly.
AUGUCAACAGCCGCGAGCAUCGCUAUCCGUCGCACGCUCGGCCAAUCCGUGGCCCAAACCCGCGCUCAGCGGCGCUGGGCACGUGUCCACGAUGUCCGCUUCGUCACGACGCACCGGGAUCAAGAGCGCAUUCUAGACCGGUACCGAGAAAAGCUGGAGCAGAAGGCGAAACAAGAGGGCCUCGACUCCGUGUCUUCGUUGAAAGAGGCGUACAAGGAUAAAAUCCAAGAGUACAAGCGAGCGGCGUCGACCCUGCCACCAGGAGCGAAACUACCUUCUUCAGUUACAACUCCUGCCUCAGCGCCAACGAGCUCGACUCCGUCUUCCUCGUCGCAGGCAACGAAGCACUCUCCGUUCCAGCAGCCUCCGCCUCCGCCGCCCACCGCUCAGCCUAUACACGCGAAAGGUCCUGAUCACAAUUCUAUGGGAAUCAAGCCCUUGUCUUCAUACCUUGAUCUAGAGAAAGUGGCCGCCUUGUCAAACAAAGAGGUGGAAUAUAUAUGGAGGCUUCGACAUGCGAACGACCCGCGUUCGCUCUGCGCUGUCAUUCCGCUCGAGACAUAUAAUCGAAUCUACCGCACAGCCAGAACGCAUCCCCAAUUCGUCCUCCCUCUUCCUCGCCCGACUGCUGAUGAUGGAAGCGGUGAUGUGAAGCAGUCACCCCAUGGUUUUGAGGGAGGCGAGCGGACUGCCGCAGACAUCCAUUUCCUGCAAUGGGGGUUCCAUCCACCAGCAGGCGCACCGCGGAGUCCUGCUCUCAAUACUGCCAACACGCACACAAGCACAGUCAUCUUCACGCAUUUGGCUGCGUUUAAACUUCAUGGGUCGUAUGCCCAGCCCCAUACAACCGUCACUCACCACCUCGACCUGGCCGAUUCACAUGGGCUUGUCCUGCUGAAUGGAUCUGUUGUUGACGGACGUGGAGUCAGCGUCGAAGAAGGCAGGUGGCUGUUGAUGUGCCUGCAAAGGUUCUAUGAUGCCGAAGGCCACGGCGGAGGCAUCGGUCGUGACAAGCGGCAAGGAUUGUUGGAGAAGUUUAGCAAAGGAGACCAGGGCUUCAAUCUGGAAGAACUGGUUGACGAAGCUGAAAGAAUCUCAUGA